AUGGCUUGUAGCAAUGGUGGCAAAGCAAAUUCCGCUCAUCGCUUUGCGGAUAUUGGUGUGUUAUCAAAACGAAUGCUGGCACCAAUCGAAGGGUACGAGAAUAUGCCAGUUGUAUCGAUUGAGGAAGCUGUGAAACCUCUGGUUAACAUCGUACCUAAAGUCGAACGCAACGUAUUUAUAGUCAAACAGAAUUGCAACGAACCAGAAAAUGGUCUAACAAGUGAUGAAUCUGCUUCUAUCAUGCUUUACACCUACGAAUCAAUGCCACGUGAAAACUCCCUGUAUGUCAUUCUUAAUGCAACCUUACGCUCGGAACAAAGACAAAAACUGAUCCCCUGGUUUCUUUACCUUCGACUCGUAUUGACAGCACUGGCUCGCCUUCCGUCGGAGCGUCGUUUUGUUGUUCGAGGAGUCAAAGAAGACUUACGGACAGAAUAUCCAAAAGGCAGCACUUGUAUUUGGUGGGGAUUUUCAUCAUGUACCUCGUCCGUCGAAGUACUUGAGUGUGAAAGUUUUUUUGGAAAAACUGGAACCAGGACCCUAUUCCAAAUAGAUUGUCAUACGGGAAAAGAUGUCAAAAAGCAUUCAUUCAUAAACCAAGAAGAUGAAAUUCUACUGCUACCUGCAAGACAAUUCCAAGUCGCAUCAUGUCUCGAUUCUGGCAACGGACUUCAUAUAAUACAACUCAAAGAAAUACAACCAUCGUUCCCUCUUAUGGAGCCAGUUCCAUUGCCAAAUCCAAAAGUACAAUCCAAGAAAGACUCUAACGUUGCAUAUCAAGGAAAAGCCCAGCAAACCAAACCUACACCUGCAGGUGUACCAAAAACGGUCUCACAAAGCGUGCCAGUCAUGCACACAAAAUCUUCAGGUGAGUGA
This is a messenger RNA of Didymodactylos carnosus, 876 nucleotides long. The record is from the annotation of a GenBank genome assembly. NCBI's taxonomy places the organism in Eukaryota, Metazoa, Rotifera, Eurotatoria, Philodinida, Philodinidae.